Cherax quadricarinatus is the source of this 1336-nucleotide messenger RNA. The record is from RefSeq and is a predicted model, not a curated record. NCBI's taxonomy places the organism in Eukaryota, Metazoa, Arthropoda, Malacostraca, Decapoda, Parastacidae.
UUCAAGCAUAACGGAGGCACCGUUGACACUGUUGCUGUUGCUUCUGCAACUGCUUCUACUAUUGCAGCUGCUGCUGCUUCUGUAAUUAUUGUUGCUGCUGUGGUUGCUGCUGCUACUGCUGCCGUAGUUGCAGUUGCUUUUGAAACUGCAAUUACCUCUGCUGUCUUUGUAGUUGCUACUGCUGUAGCUGCUAUUUCUGCUGUCGCUGCUGCCUUUUCUUCUGCAGCUACACCUGUCGUCGCCGUGGUUCCAUCACACAUGUCGUCACCGUAAUUCCAUCGAUCCCAGUAAAAUUGUGGGUGAAUUUGGGAGCUGAAGCACAGAGGUCGUGAUCUUCCUGGGAGAGAUCUGUCUUGAACAGCCAUGUUCCUCCUCAGGAUUGCCCUCCGAAGGCAUUUGAUGUUGCUGUUGCUGUUUGUUACUGUUAUUUCAGGUAACAAUGCAGAGGGAGGUUCUACAAACAGCAGACAACUGCAGCGUAAAGAAGCAAAAGUGUUUGUGGAUGAUGACUACACAGCACCUUUGGCAUCAGGGAGACACCCUAUAGAGGCUCAUCUUCCACAUGUGUUGUCACAGAAUUCAGAUAUGUCCCUGGGGUCAAUGAAGACUUCCCCACAAAUGUUUCUCCAUGCUAGACACACUCCAAGACCAUCCGUGACUUGGCCUGGCCCUCCACAAACCUCCAUGAUUUUGUCUGACGCCACCGUCAUGGCUAAACCUAAAUAUAAAACAGUCAAUCUUGUCAAUAUGAAAAGUGACAGGCCAAAGGACAUCAGGCGAAAUCCACGAAUCAUUUCUUUUCAAGAAUGGCUGACGGAGUUACAGCAGGCCUUCACCAGGGAUCUGGUUUUCAAUGUUGUGAGGGUGAGCGUACUUUUCCUGAUUCACAUGAUAUCUCCCGAGCUUCUCGUCUGGAUAGAUGAAACGUUUGGAAUAUGAUGAUUCUUUUGGGACUUGCUAAAUGUAUCUCACCUAUUUUAAAUUAGGUAAUAAUUGUAUACAUAGAGUGCCUCACAAAAAAAAAAAAAAUAAAUGGAUUUAAGUAUCAUGUUACCGACUACACUUCAGAAAAGACACAAGGUGCAGAUCAAACCUUUGUAGGGACAACGUUUCGCUCUGUUUACAGCUUUACAAAAACUUUAUAAAGCGCUACAAAAAGCGAAAGAGUGUCCCUCAAAAAGCUUGUUCUGCAACGUGCAAAAAAAAAAAAAAAAAAGUGCUGGUGUAAUAUGCUUUUUCGUAACUAAAUAUUUAAUAAAAUAAGAUAUAUAUAUAUUUAUUACUUCAAGAUUUGUAGAUGUACUGUUAAAAAAAAGGUUUAAUUAAGUAAUGCAAU